This is a messenger RNA of Erigeron canadensis, 1653 nucleotides long. RefSeq names its product wall-associated receptor kinase 2-like. The record is from RefSeq and is a predicted model, not a curated record. Gene Ontology annotation, molecular function: calcium ion binding; ATP binding; protein serine/threonine kinase activity. The coding region runs from base 1 to 1653 and encodes 550 amino acids. The transcript is spliced from 3 exons. Lineage: Eukaryota; Viridiplantae; Streptophyta; Magnoliopsida; Asterales; Asteraceae. Gene Ontology annotation, biological process: protein phosphorylation; cell surface receptor signaling pathway. Gene Ontology annotation, cellular component: plasma membrane.
AUGUCGCUUGAAGCACCCUCUGCGGAAACAAGUUGCUCGACAAAUUGUGACCACUACCAUGAUUUUGAAAAUGGGCCAUGCCAAGGCUCCGGGUGUUGCAUAGCAUCCAUUCCUCAAGGCAUGACAACCGUUUCAUUUACAGCUAGUGACAACAUAUACCACUCAAAGGUACCAACUUAUAGUAAGUGUGGUCAUGCUUACAUAGUGGAAUAUACCAAGUAUAACUUCAGCGUUGGUGAUCUUAGUACUAUGAGAAAUUUUACAUCUUUUUCGGUGGUUCUUGAAUGGUUUGCUGGUGAUACUUAUUGUGAAGAGGCAAUAAAGGACAAUUCAACUUACAUGUGCAGAGGGAAAAGUAGAUGUCAGGAUGGAGAUAGGGAAAGCGGUCUUCCUGGGUAUCGUUGCAUAUGCUCUGACGGAUAUAGUGGAAACCCAUAUGUCAAUGAUGGAUGUCAAGAUAUAAAUGAGUGUGAAUAUUCAGAACACCAUAAGUGCCCGUCAAAAUAUAUUUGUAAGAACACAGAAGGGAGUUAUGAUUGUGUUUGCCCAAAUGGACUCAAAAGUGAUGAAAACAAUGGUGAAGUAUGUGGUACAAAUUUAUCAGAUAAUGCAUUUGUCACCAAGGGAGCAACUAUAGUCAUAACUUUGACAUAUUGUGGAAUAAAGAAGAGGAAAACAAUCAAGGGUAGAGAGGAUUUCUCUAAACAAAAUGGUGGAAUCAUGUUACAAAAAGUGCUAUUUGCAAGGAAAGAUCAUGUAAACAACAAUAAUGCGAUAAUAUUCACGUAUGAAGAACUGAAGAAAGCUACCGACAACUUCAGUGAUACCAACAUUAUAGGCCAGGGUGGGUAUGGUGUCGUUUACAGAGGAAUCUUAGUAAACAAGACAAUGGUAGCCAUCAAAAAGUCUAAAGUAAUUGACGAAAGUCAAAUCAAGCAAUUCAUAAAUGAGGUGAUAAUUCUAUCACAAAUCAAUCAUCCAAAUAUCAUAAAACUCCUUGGUUGUUGCUUAGAGACACAGGUACCGUUGCUUGUGUAUGAAUAUAUAACCAAUAACACCUUAAGCCGCCACAUACACCAGGAAACAGUGAUGACUUUUGAAACACGGCUAAAGAUAGCUGCAGAAACUGCUGAAGCUCUUUAUUAUAUGAACUCAACCACACAAAUAAUCCAUAGAGAUGUCAAGCCCUCAAACAUACUACUGAAUGAUGACUUCUCUGCAAAAGUGUCUGACUUUGGAAUUUCAAGAUUUGUCCCACUCGGUCACAGCCAUCUAUCGACAUUUGUUAAAGGAACUAUAGGUUAUGUGGAUCCUGAGUACCUUUAUACGGGGAAAUUAAACGAGAAGAGUGAUGUUUAUAGUUUUGGAGCUGUUCUUGUAGAGCUACUUACUGGAACAAAAAUUCAUUCUUUAGAGAUUUCUUUAAACGUAUAUAUUGGUACAGCCGCAUAUCUUUCUUCACUAUUGGAACGUAAUUCAUUGUUUAAAGUUCUUGAUAAACAACUGAAGAGCGAGGAGUAUGCUGAAGUGGUGAAAGGUGUUGCUAAACUAGCAAUUAACUGUCUUGAUCUUGAAGGGAGGAACAGGCCUACAAUGAAAGAAGUGAAAACAGAACUAGAGCAACUAAGAUGUGUUUUGUCAUCAACUAGGUAG